CCGCGGGGAGGAUGGGCGUGCACUGCUCAGGACGCAGAGCUGCGGUCAGCACUGACUCGCUCCAUCAUCAUCAUCGCCUGACUGGAGUAAACAUUAGCUGAGAAUAAAAUACAUCACAUCUAACCAAACCAGAGUCAUUUACACUGACCGGUUUAAGUCUUCUACACCAAAAUUACGUCGUUUUUCUCCGCCAAGCGAGAAAGGAUCAGCCAACAUGUUCUUCACCUGUGGUCCCAACGAAGCCAUGGUGGUGUCAGGCUUCUGUCGUUCUCCUCCGGUGAUGAUCGCUGGAGGCCGAGUGUUUGUCAUCCCGUGCAUUCAGCAGAUACAGAGGAUUUCUCUGAACACUCUGACUCUCAACGUGAAGAGCGAUAAGGUUUACACCCGCCAUGGAGUUCCCAUCUCUGUUACUGGGAUCGCUCAGAUGAAGAUCCAGGGCCAGAACAAGCAGAUGCUGGCUGCCGCCUGCCAGAUGUUCAUGGGAAAGUCUGAGGCUGAAAUCGCUCAGAUCGCCCUGGAGACGCUGGAGGGACACCAGCGGGCCAUCAUCGCCCACCUGACCGUAGAGGAAAUCUACAAGGACAGGAAGAAGUUCUCAGAGCAGGUUUUUAAGGUGGCUUCAUCUGACCUGCUCAACAUGGGGAUCAGCGUGGUCAGCUACACGCUCAAGGACGUCCACGAUGAUCAGGAUUAUCUGCACUCACUGGGAAAAGCCCGAACAGCCCAGGUCCAGAAGGACGCUCGCAUCGGAGAGGCUCAGAACAAGAGAGACGCGGUGAUCCGGGAGGCGCACGCUAUGCAGGUAAAGAUCUCCGCUCAGUACAAGAACGAGAUCGACAUGGCGAAGGCCCAGCGGGACUACGAGCUGAAGAAGGCGGCCUACGACAUCGAAGUGAACACCAAGAAGGCGGAGUCAGAGAUGGCUUAUCAGCUGCAGGUGGCGAAGACGAAGCAGCGCAUUGAGGAGGAGAAGAUGCAGGUGCAGGUGGUGGAGCGGUCCCAGCAGAUCAUGCUGCAGGAGCAGGAGAUCACCCGCAGGGAGAAGGAGCUGGAGGCCAAGGUGAAGAAGCCUGCAGAAGCGGAGCGGUACCGCCUGGAGAAGCUGGCUGAGGCUCAGCGCAUGAAGAUGAUCAUGGAGGCAGAGGCUGAAGCCGAGUCCAUAAAGGUUAAAGGUGAGGCUGAGGCGUUCGCGGUGGAGGCCAAGGGCCGCGCUGAGGCGGAGCAGAUGGCGAAGAAGGCCGAGGCCUUCAGCGAGUACAAGGAUGGAGCCAUGGUGGACAUGCUGCUGGAGAAGCUGCCUCUGAUGGCAGAAGAGAUCAGCAGGCCUCUGUGUGAAGCCAAGAAGGUGACCAUGGUGUCCAGCGGAGGAGACGUCGGAGCGGCCAAGCUGUCCGGAGAGGUGCUGGAGAUCAUGACGCGCCUCCCUGCAGCUGUGGAGAAACUGACCGGCGUCCAGAUCUCUCAGGUGACUUCUCGGACAGGAUGAAGGGAAUCGAGCCAGAGAAGCUUUCUGUCAGAUCUUUUCUCCGUCUUCUCUUAUCAGCCGCGCUGAUUCCUCUGUGUUGCUGUUUAACCUCAGCUGGUUUGUUACGUUGAUCUUUGAGGAAAUGUUCACUUUUCAUCCGUUUACGUUCACAUUUCAUCUGGUUAUUGAUGCCGUGCUUUAUCUGAGUUAAAUAACGAAUUACCUGUUAUCACUGUUCUUUGUGUUUUACGUGGCUCAUGUUACACACUAGCAGCUCUGUGGCAAAGUCUUGAAGCACCCUUUAUUUCUUAAUAUUUACUUUCAAGUAGACAGACCUUUUUGUGGUUGUUUUUAGCUUUAAAAAGGCUUUAUUUUAUGUUUUUUUUUACCCCCAUAUACACUAAACAAUUUAAAAUGCUUCGUGUUUUGCAAAGUGGUGCUGUGAUCAGAAGCCUAAAGCUGAUUAAUUUGCUAAGGUUUCUCAUAUAUGGAGACAAGACAUGAAUUCAUCCCAUCGCUUUUAAUGCCAGGAUGAGAGUUGAGUGGCUUAGGAGAGAAAAAAACAUUCACCUGAAAAUGUUUAGAUAUUGGUUUGAAAAAGAGUGAAGGGACAAAAAAAACCCUGCCAAAAUCCAAAGAAAUCUUUUUUUUAUUUUUUUUUUUUUACAAAACCAUCUGAAAACCAUGUUAACGCCUGUUUACUCAUAAAUAAAA
This is a messenger RNA of Fundulus heteroclitus (mummichog), 2179 nucleotides long. RefSeq names its product flotillin 1a (gene flot1a). The coding region runs from base 215 to 1486 and encodes 423 amino acids. The record is from RefSeq and is a predicted model, not a curated record. The transcript is spliced from 13 exons. Lineage: Eukaryota; Metazoa; Chordata; Actinopteri; Cyprinodontiformes; Fundulidae. Gene Ontology annotation, cellular component: plasma membrane. Gene Ontology annotation, biological process: regulation of receptor internalization; positive regulation of endocytosis; protein localization to plasma membrane.